Messenger RNA from Equus quagga, 5457 nucleotides. It is a transcript of the gene PTPN22, whose product is annotated as protein tyrosine phosphatase non-receptor type 22. Gene Ontology annotation, molecular function: non-membrane spanning protein tyrosine phosphatase activity. The coding region runs from base 1588 to 4065 and encodes 825 amino acids. Gene Ontology annotation, cellular component: nucleus; cytoplasm. The transcript is spliced from 22 exons. Lineage: Eukaryota; Metazoa; Chordata; Mammalia; Perissodactyla; Equidae. The record is from RefSeq and is a predicted model, not a curated record. Gene Ontology annotation, biological process: positive regulation of granzyme B production; positive regulation of toll-like receptor 3 signaling pathway; positive regulation of protein K63-linked ubiquitination.
CUUCCUCACACACACACACACACACAUAAACUACAAUCUACCCAUCAAAACCAAGAAAUUAACACUGAUACAUUAUCAUCUCAUCCUCAGAUCCUAUUCAAACGUUUUUCCAAUUGUUUCAGUGAUGUCACUUAUAGCAAAAAGAUCUAGGCCAGAAUCAGAUAUUGCAUUUAGUUGUCAUGUCACUUUAGUCUCCUUCAAUUUGGAAUAGUUCCUCAGUCUUUCCUUGAUUUUCAUGACCUUGACACUUAAAGAUUAUGAGCCAGUUAUUUUGAAGAAUGUUCCUUAACUUGGUUUGUUUAAUAUCUACUCUUGAAUAGACUCAGGAUAUGUACCUUUGGUUGCAAUACACAGAAGUGUUGCUGUGUUCUUCUCAUUGCAUCCUAUCAAGGGGCAUAGAUUUCAAUUUGUCCCAUUACUGGUGUUAACUUUAAUCACUUAAGAUGGUGUCUGCAAGUCUUCUCCACUGUAAAGUUAAUUUUUUCCUUUUUUAAUUAAUAAGUGUUUUGUGGGGAGGUACCUUGAAACCAUGUAAAUAUCCCAUAUCUCAUCAAAAUUUCAAUCUAUUCAUUUUUUUAUAUAAACAUGGACUCAUGAAUUCCUACUUUAUUCAAUGGGUUAUAAUCCAUUACUUUCAUUAUUUAUUUGGGUUCUCAAAUUGUCCCAGCUUUGGCCAGUGGGAGUCCUUUCAAUCUGGGCUGUGUCUUUUCGGCAUAUUCCUCUAAUUUUCCGAGUACUUCCUCAAUUUCUGACAGAUUGUCUUGUAUUUUCCAAGCACCAGCCUGAAAUCACCCAUUCUCCAGGAAGCUCUGGUUUCUUUUAAUGGAGAACAAUAUUUGGAAACCAAGAUCUAGAUACCCUCAUGUGGAUGCCCUUCUCAGCUUAUUUGGGCUGUGACACUCUGCUCUGACCACCAUGGACACUCUACACUACGCCUCAGAAGAUCUUGCUUGGUCCCACAUAAUACCUUUGAACCAAAUUUUUUCAGGAGGGAAAGAGGAAGAGGAAAAGCUAAUCUCUUUUUUUUUUUUUUUAAAUUUAGAGUUCCCCAGACUUCAGUCAUUCAAACAAUACCUUCACAACUUGACCAGCUGUACUAUCAUGUACUUAAUAUUUUUGUUUCAAAUGAUUUUGUUUUUCUUCCAAUCAUUUUGUUCAUCCUAAGCAAUAAUAUCUGAAAUCAUGGAUUUGAUGGGCUACUUAUGUUUCUUUUUAAUACCCAUUACAAUCAAGAACAAAAUAAUAAAAUGAGAGAAGUUUAUCCAACUACUCCCUAAGAUUACCUCAGAAACAACAAGUGGCACAUUUGCCACUCUUUGGGGAACACUUGCUUUAUUGGAUUCCUGCACCUGCAGCCUCCUGCACUUUUUUAGUGAUACUCCACUGAUAUAUCCUGUGUCUCUCCCCAGGCAGGAGCCAUACUUCAGGACACAGUAAAAUCUCUCAGCCAAACCUGGUGUGCUCAGGAUUCUAGUUUAGCUUAUGAGAGAGCCUUUCUGGCAGUAUCAGUGAAACUUCUGGAAUAUGUGGCCCACCUGGCCCCUGAAAGGGCAAGACAGGUGGCUAUCCCCAUGACAAAUAUGAUCAAUGGGAACAGCGCCGUCCGGGAGUUCAUCCAGGGCCAGGGAGGUUGGCAUGGACCAAAGAGAAAUUCUGCAGAAGUUCCUGGAUGAGGCCCAAAACAAGAAAAGUAACAAAGAGGAGUUUGCCAAUGAAUUUCUGAAGCUGAAAAAACAAUCUACCAAGUACAAGGCAGAAAAAACCUAUCCCACAACUGUGGCUGAGAGGCCCGAGAAUAUCAAGAAAAACAGAUAUAAGGAUAUCCUGCCCUAUGAUCACAGCCGAGUAGAGCUGUCCCUGAUAACAUCUGAUGAGGAUUCCAGCUACAUCAAUGCCAACUUCAUUAAGGGAGUUUAUGGACCCAAGGCUUAUAUUGCCACCCAGGGGCCCUUGUCUACAACUGUCCUGGACUUCUGGAGGAUGAUUUGGGAGUACAGUGUCCUGAUCAUUGUUAUGGCAUGCAUGGAGUUUGAAAUGGGGAAGAAAAAGUGUGAGCGCUACUGGGCUGAGCCAGGAGAGAUGCAAAUCCAACUUGGCCCUUUCUCCAUAUCCUGUGAAGCUGAAAAUAGAAAAUCUGAUUACCUAAUCAGGAUUCUAAAAGCCAAGUUCAACAGUGAAACUCGAACUAUCUACCAGUUUCAUUACAAGAAUUGGCCAGACCAUGAUGUGCCUUCAUCUAUAGACCCUAUUCUUGAGCUCAUCUGGGACGUGCGUUUUUACCAAGGGGACAACAGUGUUCCCAUAUGCAUUCACUGCAGUGCCGGUUGUGGAAGGACUGGUGUUAUCUGUGCUAUUGAUUAUACAUGGAUGUUGCUAAAAGAUGGGAUAAUUCCUGAGAACUUCAGUGUUUUUAGUUUGAUCCAGGAAAUGCGAACACAGAGGACUUCGUUAGUUCAAACUAAGGAACAGUAUGAACUGGUCUACAAUGCUGUAUUAGAACUAUUUAAGAGACAGAUGGAUGUUAUCAGAGAUAACCACUCUGGAACAGAGAUUCAAGCAAAGUAUUCACUUCCUGAGCAAAAUCCCACUCUAGGAGCAGACUCUUGUUCUCCUAAUUUAUCAAAAGGCAGCAUAAAUGAAGCAAAAAUAAAGAAUCAACAGAGCAAACAAAGGAUAAGGGGGGAAAGUGCAGAAACUUCUUCCUUUGACCUCAGGACUUCUGAAAUAAGUGAAAAGGGUGCAUUAGUUUUGCACCCUGCUAAACAGUGCAGUUCUUUUGACUUUCUGGAGCUAAACUGUGGUUAUAACAAAAAUGCUGACACAACUACGAAAUGGGAGACAAAGGCAUUUCCAAUAGCUGGGGAGCCUCUUCAAAAGCACCAAAGUUUAGACUUGAGCACCAUUUUGCUUGGAACAUGUCCUAAUUCUAAACCAGUAAAUGUAGCAGGAAGAUAUUUUAAUUCAAAGAGGCCAAUAAUGCGGACCAAAUCAACUCCCUUUGAAUUGAUACAACAGAGAGACACCAAAGAGUUGGACAUCAAGGGAAGUUUUUCUCAUUUGGAAUCUCAGCAGCAUAAUUCUUCUCUUGAGCAGGCUCAAAAAGAGAUGCAUGUUUCUUCAGCAGAAGUGAAUUAUUCACUACCAUAUGACUCUAAGAAGCAAAUGCGUAAUGCCUCUACCACAAAGCAGCAUGACUCUAGUGCUUCUAAUGUAUAUUCUUACAUGUCUUUAGUAGAAGAUCCUUAUUUUUCAUCACUGUCUCCAAGUAGUGCUGGAUCUAAGAUAUCUCUUGAUUUACCUAAGAAGCAAGAUGGAACUGUUUUACCUUGUUCUUCAUUGCCAACAUCCUCUACAACCCUCUUUACUUACCACAAUUCACAUAAUUCUUUAGCUCUGAAUCCUCCAACCAAUUCCUCCUCCUCACUGAACCAAGACACAGCAGCAGUAGCAACUCCUCUAAGGAUAGAUGAUGAAAUCCCCCCUCCACUUCCUGAACGGACACCUGAAUCUUUUAUUGUGGUAGAGGAAGCUGGAGAAUUCCUACCGAGUGUUCCCAAAUCCCUAUCUCCAACUGUAAAGGUAAAAAUUGGAACAUCAUUAGAAUGGAGUGGAACAUCUGAAUCAAAGAAAGUUGAUGACUCUGUGAGACUUAGACCAACCAAGAGUGUAAAACUCCGGAGUCCAAAAUCAGAUCUGCAUCAAGAUCGUUCUUCUUCCCCUCCACCUCCACUCCCAGAAAGAACCCCUGAGUCCUUCUUCCUUGCUGAUGAAGAUUGUAUGCAGGCUCAAUCUAUAGAGACUUAUUCUACUAGCUGUCCUAACACCAUGGAAAAUUCAGCAUCAUCAAAACAGACAUUGAAGACUCCUGGAAAAAGUUUCACAAGAAGUAAGAGUUUGAAAAUUUUGCGAAACGUGAAAAAGAGUAUCUGUAAUUCUUCCCCACCAAACAAGCCUGCAGACUCUGUUCAGUCUAAUAACUCCAGGUCCUUUUUGAAUCUUGGUUUUGCAAAUCGUUUUUCAAAACCCAAAGGACCAAGAAACCCACCACCAACGUGGAAUAUUUAACACAACUUUGGAAUAUAGGCUGCAAGUGCAUCUGUAAAUAAAACUAAUAGAAUAUUGCUAGCUAAAAUAAGUACUCUAUAUUCAUAACUUCAACAAUGAAGAUAUGGUAACGAGGUUUUAAAAGAAAAGCAAUAUACAAAUGUGUCAGAAGUUUUACAUUUUCAUUGGGUUGGAAACCCCAAAUAAAAGUCUGUCACUUGAGCUUACGUAGGGAAUGUUGUAUGAGAAACUGUUUUAGGAUGGAUUUAUUUUUCAUUUUUGGAAGUUAUUUUUCUUCUACUUUUCUACAUAAAAUUUAAAAGAUUUAUAAGAAUUGGAUCUCAAAUGUUUACAUUGCCAGAAUUUACUAUAAAAAGUGUUUUAAAAAAAUCUUACCUUGUAGUUGCAGCACAAAAUUACUGCUUGUGACAAUGACUCUUCGCUGGGAGUUAUUUUUGCCUAAAUGGAGUAUACCUUGCACAUCUUCCCAAAUGUUGUGGGAAACUAGAGUCGUAAGAAGUUAUAUUUAAGAAAAUAAAAUAUGCAACCAAUGACAAUCAUUAUUUUAUUUGGAUAUACCAAGUAACAAGAUGUGCAACUACAUUUCUGAUUAAGUUUUAACCAAAAUCAUUCAAUUACCAAAUCUGGAAGAAUAAGCGACAAAAUAGCUAUCUGGCAGCAUUUUCGUCAUUUCGAAGGUCAUUUAUAAAAACGUACAACAUAUAUAUUCAAUCAAUCAGAGGCACUACUAGUUUAAGAAAAUUUCUAUAUGAAUAUAGAUCUGCCUUAAGAAAAUCUGAUCUUUCAAAUCUAAUUUUAUGUAACAAAUAAGUUAGUGGGUAAUUAUUAUUACAAAGGAUUCCCUUGAGUUCUCCUAAUGAUUUAACUUUUUAAUUAAAAAAAAAGUUUGUAACUUGUAGAAACAUGAAAUACUUAAAACAGCAUUGUACUUCAAUAUUUUUCAUUAGGCCUAAUGACAGCGCAAAUUGGGUGAAAUAUUAUUACCUGUUUAUUGUAGUACAAUGUACACAGCAGGUGCUCAAUAAACCUUUCUGUUUUUAAGCUAAGUUUACUGUAGUGUUGAUUAAGCUGAAUACUUCUCCAAGCACUAGUGGAAUCAAACCCCAGUAAUUUUACUUGAGUACUUCAUUGUAACCAAAUUACUUCCAAAUAUCUUUUUCAAGGACCAAAUAUGUUAAAAGACUCUUAGGUAAAACCUGAAGUGACGAUGAAAUUGUAAAUGAAUUUCAGAGCAGCAACCUUGGUGAACAGGGACGAUUUUUGGAGUGUUCUCUGGCAGACACAUUUUUCAAAUUUAUGCAAGCUUAUACUUAGGAUUUGAAAAAAUUUUAUUUUAAAACAUGGUUUUCCACCUAGAAUCUUUUCCCCUAACUGUAGGGACGUAUUCAAAGU